AUAUACUCAUUAUCAUAAUCUUCCUCAUUAUAGUAGCUUUACUUGCCUUUUUUUUUUACUACCUUUCUUCUAUGGCAGCCAACCAAGUUCACGACCAACCAUCACCCUUAAAUGAAGUUAAAUCAUUCGAUGUUGAGCAACAAACUAAAAACGAUGAAUUAGACUACACCAAAAGGGGACAAUGGCUUAGAGCUGCCAUCUUGAGUGCAAAUGAUGGGUUGCUUUCCACUGCAUCCCUUAUGAUUGGAGUUGGAGCUGUCCGAACAGAUAUUAAAACCGUGAUCCUUUCUGGGGUUGCUGGGUUGGUUGCCGGAGCAUGUAGUAUGGCCAUCGGAAAGCUCGUCUCUGUUUACUCACAAUAUGACAUUGAAAUGGCACAAAUGAAGAGAGAUGGUAGCACUGAUAACGUGGGAGUGGAGGAACUAAAUGCUGAGAAAGAGAAAUUGCCAAACCCUUGGCAUGCAGCUGGAGCAUCAGCACUUUCAUUUGCCGUGGGAGCAUUAGUACCGCUAUUGGGGGCAGCGUUUAUAAAGGACUAUGCAGUGAGGGUGGGAGUGGUAAUUGGGGUUGUGAGUUUUGCCUUGUUAGGGUUUGGAGGGCUAGGUGCUUUUCUAGGGAAGGCACCUAUUGUGAAGUCCUCCUUAAGGGUUUUAAUCGGAGAUUGGUUUGCUAUGGGAGUUACUUAUGGCUUAACCAAAUUUGUUGGUAAGUCUGGACUGUAAUCAUAUGCUAGUUUUUGAAGCCUUUUUCUUUUCAAGAUCUCUUGGAUCUUGUAGUAUAGUCUUGUAGUGUUACAAGCACAAAUAAACUUGCCUUUUUCUUUUCAUUGUAGUACCUAUCUUGUAGUGUUA
Molecule: messenger RNA, 851 nt
Organism: Quercus robur (English oak)
Lineage: Eukaryota; Viridiplantae; Streptophyta; Magnoliopsida; Fagales; Fagaceae
Product: vacuolar iron transporter homolog 1-like
Exons: 1
Coding region: 72-722 (216 amino acids)
Biological process (GO): intracellular manganese ion homeostasis
Cellular component (GO): membrane
Molecular function (GO): iron ion transmembrane transporter activity; manganese ion transmembrane transporter activity
Source: RefSeq, a predicted model, not a curated record